Sparassis crispa is the source of this 2193-nucleotide messenger RNA. RefSeq lists its product as hypothetical. NCBI's taxonomy places the organism in Eukaryota, Fungi, Basidiomycota, Agaricomycetes, Polyporales, Sparassidaceae. The transcript is spliced from 12 exons. The record is from RefSeq and is a predicted model, not a curated record. Bases 1 to 2193 code for a protein of 730 amino acids.
AUGGCCGACAAAGGCCUGCCAUCCUAUGCGAACGUCAAUGCGGACCCGUCGGUAUAUCUAGACGCCCCACCUGCGUAUACCGAAUCGUCCCCGAAUGUUCAAGUUACGCCCUCUACCAACACCGGAUCGUCGACCAACGCAACACCGUCUGCUGAUACCGUACGCGUUCCGGCGUCGACCAACGCAACACUAUCUGCGGAAACCGUAUUGCCCACACGCGUUGCAGCAUCGGCAUCCACCUCACCGUCGACGACAAAUACACUGCCUGCGAGCACUGCAGUGUCCUCUAACAUUGCAACGCCUCCAAAACCGGCAGCGUCUAGGAAUGCUGCAUCAUCGGCAAGUUCUGCGUCAUUCACAACCGCCACGGCUUCCACCAAUACGCGGUCAACCUACAUCGGUCCAUCUGCGUAUCACAUCGGCGACGCGACGCUGCACGCGCCGCUUGUGGAGCUGGAUCACCUCCGCGCCCACCUCGCGCUCCUGCGCGCGUUCAAGGCUCUUCGGACACUUAUCGAGGACGCGGACGAGUUGGGACUUCAGGCUCUGAGGAUGGACAGCACGGCCAGAUGGGCGUGGUUCGUCGGGCUGGCCGUCGAGCGCUUUCAGCGCUGGACGGCGGUCGUCCGGAAGGGAGAUCUUCUCACCUGGGUCGCAGCGGAGCUUCCACCGAUAGAUGUGCUCAUGGUCUGGCACGCAUACCUGCUCAAUCCGGGAUGGUAUGCUGAAGAUUGCCUUCGACUGCCCAUCAUGGAGACACUGCGGACGCUGGGGGACAGGUUCAUUCACGCCGUGUUCGAGAUGGGCGACCCCGAGCAGUAUCAGCCAUCCCCCGAGCGCGUCGCCAGCUGGCAGGAGCAGACAGGUACGCCGUGGGAUGCCCUCGACGCAGCAGUGCAAAUGACGCACCAGAGAGUCGAGUGCCCUAGGUGCUGCAUGUUCAAUGAAGCACCAUACCUGACUUUAAGCGGCACUGGCUACGCGCAACACAAGUUUGCGCACUAUUGCAUGCGGUGCGGCUUCGAGGUGACGCGCGAAACGCUCGCGGUGCGCAGGUUCGUGCGAGAUCUGACGAAGCCGUAUCUCGAUUCGCAAGAUUCCGAUUCGCGAUACGGCGCAUACUUGGCGGGAACGCUGCACACAGAAACGAAGGCGAAGAACACAUCGCGAGGAGAGGCGAUAAGGGGCAUACUUAUGCGAUCACGGUGGUUCAGGAAAUGGGAUGGCUUUGUGUCAUCCAACGACUGGGAAGAGGGCUUGCUGAAGAAGCUGCAGUACUCGCUCUCCGCCGCUCGCGCUGCUGCCGAUGAUGCGAUGCAACCUAAUGGAGGAUCUUUGUGCAGGAGGAUAUUCAGCGCAUACACGGACGACCGCCCGUUUUCAAUUGAUCUGGUCGGCGCGGUCGUUCGGCAGGGCGCGUUUAUUGACAAGAUGCACGAGUUCGGAUGGACCAAGCCGGGCUACUUUGACUCCGGCGAGGAUGAGCUUGUACUUGUGCAUGCGACGGCGCGUUACCACGCGUUCCUCGACCUGAUGAACACGUCGCCCUCGUUAUCUCUACUGCCGACGCUCGAUAUUGACCUUGUGUGGCAUUCUCACCAGCUCAUGGGUAGUCGCUAUGAGAAAGACUGUAUGCAGUAUGUCAGGCGCUAUGUGGAUCAUGAUGACACGGUCAAAGAGAACAAGUUGGCAAUGUCGCUUGAGACUACCUGCCGUGCAUGGCAGGGACGCUUCAACAUCCCCUACAUGUACUGCGGUUGUCCCCUACCCGGGGAAUCCGUCGGGCAGCGCCUCACCCGUCUUUCACAAAACUUAUUUCAUAAGAACGACUCCGACGCUUCCGCGAUACUCUCCCCGCCUCGACGUGCAGACGCGUUCUCCGCGACGCAUGCGAGCGAGCAUAAUUCCGUCGUUCCGAGCAGAGGUGCCCACGCGGCAGCCGCAGAGCAGCAGCGCCACGGACGGGCGGAAAGAUUCACGCGGCGGCAGCGCCGCGACGCAGAGCGCGCGCUCGCUGGGCGCAUCGACGUCGACGUGUUCGAGCUCGGGCGGACACACGACGCGGCUUUUCUGACACCCAUGCCUUUUUACCGCCCUGUCGCGGCGUGCGUCGUAGUCGCGAACCCGAUUGACACCGAAAAGCUCGGCAUUUAUCCUGGAGAGCUGGUGUUUUCUGAACACGGAGGAGGCUAG